Messenger RNA from Arabidopsis thaliana (thale cress), 171 nucleotides. RefSeq lists its product as uncharacterized. Bases 1 to 171 code for a protein of 56 amino acids. The record is from RefSeq and is marked reviewed. NCBI's taxonomy places the organism in Eukaryota, Viridiplantae, Streptophyta, Magnoliopsida, Brassicales, Brassicaceae. The transcript has a single exon.
AUGGGAGGGUUUCGUUAUGUUGUGACGAAUACAUGCAGGGAGAUAGAGAUAUCAAAGACGCGUGGUCCUUCGUCUUGCAAUAAUAUCACUCAGAAGCAUAACAUGUUGAUGACGAGAUCUCAACUUUCAGGCUCAAACAGCCACGACGACACAUCUCAUUUUACAAUUUAA